GGAUUUGGGUGGCAUCGAGAGAGAGAGAGAGAGAGACAUACAGACAGAGCACGUGCUUUUCGAUUGGGAUGGCCAAGAUGACGAUGGUAGGGAAAAUUCCGACGGAUCGCUGGAAUCCGGCGGGUUUAGAGGGUGAUGUUGAAUUUGCCGGCGAAGGGGUGAGCCUUGCAGAUAUGGUUCUUGGGUUCUUUGAGGAGGGCGAAGGGUUGCCGGAAAGAUGUGGGAACGACGGCGAGAAUGAGGACGGAGACGGUGAGGACGGGCAGAAUUCGGGCGGUGAGGUUGAAAAGAAGGCUUUCUGGUUGGAACAGGAUCAGCUGCUCAAGGGUAUCUUGUGCCGGAGCAGCUCACUGGAAUCGAGGAUCCGACACGACACGGAGCAGGCACUGAGAGAAUCGCGGUCGGUUGGGCCCGUUUGCGUCUGCCCGAGACCCGUUACGGGUGGGUGCCGGAAUUGCUUGCUGAGAGACGUAUCAGAGAGGCUUCGUAACGCAGGAUUCGAAAGCCAUAUCUGCAAAUCCAAGUGGAGGAGGUCACCCGAUAUUCCGUCAGGCGAGCACACCUACAUCGAUGUCAUGGCUACGAGUGCGAAGAAGGCGAUGGUGCGGGUCAUCAUCGAACUGGACUUCCGAGCCGAAUUCGAGAUGGCGAGAGCGAGCCCAGAGUACAACGGGCUAAUCGACCACCUCCCACAAGUGUUCGUCGGCAAGGCCGAGAGGCUACGGACAAUGAUCAAGAUCUUGUGUGGGGCGGCGAAGAAGUGCAUGAAAGAGAACAAGAUGCACAUGGGGCCAUGGAGGAAGCACAAGUACAUGGAAGCUAAGUGGCUGGGCACGUGUGAGAGGAUUGCACCCGUGCCACUCUUCUCCACGGGCUUCUCCGACCGGCAGCGGAAGCUAAAGGCUUCCAUGCUGACGUUCGACUUGGUGGAGAAGCUGCCGAGCCUGCAUUGCACUGCGGUGGAAGUGGUGUAGCUUGUAAGUGUAGGAGCGUACGUACGGUUAUGAUUUUUUUGACACGCUUGUGCAGCACGUGUAUAUCACUUGUUAGUGUAUAUAUUUGGCUUGUAACAAUAAAUGGAAAGGGCAAAAUCAUUCGCACGUGAGAAAUACAAAACGGAUUCCUGUCAA
Magnolia sinica is the source of this 1130-nucleotide messenger RNA. RefSeq lists its product as uncharacterized. The coding region runs from base 69 to 974 and encodes 301 amino acids. The transcript is spliced from 3 exons. Lineage: Eukaryota; Viridiplantae; Streptophyta; Magnoliopsida; Magnoliales; Magnoliaceae. The record is from RefSeq and is a predicted model, not a curated record.